This is a messenger RNA of Dictyostelium purpureum, 707 nucleotides long. It is a transcript of the gene sarA, whose product is annotated as GTP-binding protein Sar1A. The record is from RefSeq and is a predicted model, not a curated record. Lineage: Eukaryota; Evosea; Eumycetozoa; Dictyosteliales; Dictyosteliaceae. Bases 27 to 599 code for a protein of 190 amino acids. Gene Ontology annotation, cellular component: endoplasmic reticulum exit site; COPII vesicle coat. The transcript is spliced from 4 exons. Gene Ontology annotation, biological process: endoplasmic reticulum to Golgi vesicle-mediated transport; vesicle organization; membrane organization. Gene Ontology annotation, molecular function: GTP binding; GTPase activity.
GGGAUUAUAUAUAUAUAAAAUAAAACAUGUUUUUAUUUGAUUGGUUUUGGAAUAUUUUAAGUUUUUUAGGUCUUUAUAAUAAAAACGCUAAAAUUCUUUUCCUUGGUUUAGAUAAUGCAGGUAAAACUACUCUUUUAGGUGUUUUAAAAGAUGGUCGUCUUUCAUCAUAUAUGCCAACUUUCCAUCCAAAUUCCGAAGAAUUAGCUAUGGGUAACAUUAGAUUCAAAGCUUUCGAUUUAGGUGGUCACGAAUCAGCUCGUAGACUUUGGAGAGAUUAUUAUCCAUCAGUUGAUGCAAUUGUUUAUUUAAUUGAUUCAGCCGAUCAAGAAAGAUUCGUCGAAUCAAAGAAAGAAUUAGACUCACUCUUAUCAUCAGACGAAUUAUCAAAUGUUCCAUUCCUUAUUCUCGGUAAUAAAUUAGAUCUUCCACAAGUUCCAUCAGAAGAAAAAUUCAGAGCUGCUCUUGGUCUUACUCAAACUACUGGCAAAGGAAAAGUUAAUCUUAAUGGUGUUAGACCAAUCGAAGUUUUCAUGUGUAGUGUUGUUAAACGUUUUGGAUAUGCAGAAGGUUUCAGAUGGUUAUCUAAUUAUUUGAACUAAUCUACCAUAGGUAAUUAGAGAUAAUAGAUUAUAAAAAAAAAAAUAAAAAAAAAAUUAAAAUAAAAUAAAAUAAAAACAAAUACAAUCACUGUAUUUUUUAUAAUAAUC